CCACGGGGCAUGCAGCCGGUCGGGGGCGGGGCUCCGAGGCCGGGACGCGGCCACCGGCUCCCCCGCACCCUCCUCCAGCUGGACCCCGUCGCGCUCCUGAUGCUGCUCGUGGACGCCGACCCGCCGGAGUCCGUGCGCAGCGGGGCGCGCGAGCUCGCGCUCUUCCUGACCCCCGAGCCCGGGGCCGAGGCGAAGGAGGUGGAGGAGACCAUCGAGGGGAUGCUCCUCAGGCUGGAAGAGUUCUGCAGCCUGACUGACAUGAUCAGGAGUGACACUUCACAGAUCUUGGAGGAAAACAUCCCGCUCCUUCAGGCCAAAGUGACAGAAAUGCGUGGCAUCUAUGCCAAAGUGAACCAGCUAGAGGCCUUCGUCAAGAUGGUUGGGCACCACGUCUCCUUCCUGGAGGCCCACGUGCUUCGGGCCGAGCGGGACCAUGGGGCCUUCUCGCAGGUUCUGCGGAGAUGGCUGGGCUCCGCCGGGCUUCCCUCCUUCGGGAGCGAUGGUAUCCAAGCUACCAACCGCGUUCUGUUUAGUUCAUGCCUCCUUAGCCGCCUCUGGUCUAGGACAGCUUCUCAGACUCCCCUGGAUUUGGAUGACCUUUACAGCUUUGAGGAAUAUCAGUUAGGUAUUUUAUACAGUACCCCUCGAUUAGGGCUGAUCUGUUGUUUUUCUCAUGGUUGGAUCGGGGCUACGGGUUUUGGGAGGAAGACCACAGAGGUGAAGUGCCUUCGUCCCACCCAGGGCACAGGCUGCCAACAAGAUUGUCACUGAUGCUGUUGACCUUGACCACCUGGCUCGGGCAGUGUUCGCCAGGUCCCUCCUGAGCAGUUCCUUUUCCUUUUCAUAGUCUGCUAUUUGGAAGCCAUGCCAAGUGUAGCCCCAUCAAGGGGAGGGACAGCUAAGCUCCAGUGAGGUUCAAAGGGCAGAGAAAACCCUACCUUGAAGAGGGCUGGGAGGGUCACAGACACUGCGUGGGGCAUGGCAGGUGUAGUGGGGCAUGGGAGGUGGGGCAUACCUGGGGCAUGGCAGGUGUAGUGACUGUAGCCAGGGGAGCCUCUCCCAAGCCCCGAAGAGCUGGGAGUGCCUGGUGACGUAGGGGAGGACUGUGGGCCUCUGGGCACCCGAGCUCCCCUGCACAAGGUCAGCCUGGGGCCUCUGUCCACCAGGGGCUAACCAGGCUCUGGGGCUGACCCCGUGGACCUCAGAAGCCAGGCUACACGUGGUGCUAAUGCGUGGCCUGCUGCUUCUGGCAGGGAGGAUGCUGGGUGAGGAAGGACAGGCUAGAGCCAGAGUGAUGGCCAAGGGCAGCCAACCAAAGAGCACCCAGGCCCAGGACAGUCAGCGCAGUGGGCCUGGCCCGGAAUCCUCCGGUGUGGGUCAGGUGACCUGUCACCCAGUGCCCAUGGUGUGGGAGAUAUGGGGAAAGAAUUUUGUCCUGACCUCUUUAGGAAGACAGAUUCCGUUUGGGGGUAGACCGUGGCUGGUGGUCCCCAUCUGGCCUGCCACUGUUCAGGAAAGUCUUCCUGGCGCCCGGCCGAGCUGCCGGUUUGCACAUUUCUCUGCGGCUGCUGUGGGGCUUCAAGGGCAGAGUUGAGUCGUUGCGACAGAGACCUGCGGCUUGCAAAGCCUGACAUGUUUACCGUCUGGCCCUCCACAGAGCAAGUUUGCAGACCCCGGCCUGAGCAGAAAGCGGACCAGGAUUCGGGAUGUGCAGUUAGGGCAUCCCAAAACAGAGACACGAGGCGGGCCGGGACUUCCAAGGAGGGGGUGGGGAUUUCUGGAAACAAGUGGGCAGGUGGCAAGGGCGAGCUAGGACCCUGAGGUGGGCGAGCUUCGCUUUAGGAGACAGUGAUCCGCGCAAGACAAGGCGGCAGUCUGGUGUUCAUGAGAAAUCUCCUGAUUGGUUACAUGUUUGCAAUUAUUCACUUUUUAGACAUCAUGAAGCCCACCAAGCACAUCUGUCUGGCGUGUGGGCUGCAGGUUUGAGAACUCGGGUGUCCAGGGUGGGAGAGAGGACGUGUGGAUGGAUGUGGGUAGAUGGGAGAGAGCAGCCCGGCCUAAUAAGCCAGUAGGUGAGCUCUGGGCUGGGGGCAGAGGGGACUGUGAGGGGAGAGUCCGAGAGGGGGCGGGGCAGAGUCCGAGACCUGCAGGGUCAGAUGGCCCCAUCUCCCAACCAGUCCCAGGCCGAUGGAACAUUCCUGCCAGCAGGCUGGGAGCUGGGGAGCAGUAGGACACUCCUCCUUGCUUCCCUGGCAGCCCCCCUCCCCCGCCCUGGGAAUCUGUAGAAGGGGAGGUGGGAGGUGGAGAUCUCUGAAGUGCCCUCUGAGAGUCCCAAGGGUUUGGAUUUGCUGCUCUGUCUCCCAAGACUUGGGCCCUGUGUGGGGAUGGGCAGAGGCUGGGCUUCGAGCUGGACAGGCCUGGUGGACCCCACGCCGUGGUCCCCUGGCUCCUGCCACUUCUGAGACACAGGGAAGACCCCUGUUUGGCAGGCUGCCAGGAGAUUCGGGGAGAAAACGGGCGCGGAGGACUGGGUUUCCAUGGCACCCUGACGUGCCGUGAUUGGGGCCUGGCCUCCAGGAUGCGGUCUGUUCCUCCUGACAGCAGCCGGAGCAUCUGGCUCCUUUCAGCCUCGCACACCAGCCCUUACCUGCGGGUUCAAGCUGCUGGUUGGCAAGUACUCAUUGGCUUUGCUGUGGGUUUAUUGCUUUAGGACGCCCUGGGCCAAGUGACAGUGACACAGGUUAACGUGGCCAAAGCAAACAAGAGAAGUCCAUGGCUCAUGGACAGGAGACAGCCCAGGGUAACUCCCGCCUCAGGAGAUAAUGGAUUCCACUGCUCAGAUGAUACUGUUAGGACUUUAUCUCACUCCGUCCCCAGCUCUGCGUCCCUGUGUUGGCUUCAAUCCUAUGCAGGCCCUGCAUUGUGGUGGCAGAGGUGGCCUUCAGGUUCAUGGCCCAUUACCCCCCCCCACCCCUGCCUGGAGCCUGGGGGCAGCAUCCUUGUCUCAGUAGUGAGAGCCCCAAGACUGAUUCCCAUUGGCCCAGCUCGGGUCACA
Messenger RNA from Enhydra lutris kenyoni (northern sea otter), 3055 nucleotides. Its product is annotated as breast carcinoma amplified sequence 4. Gene Ontology annotation, cellular component: BLOC-1 complex. The record is from RefSeq and is a predicted model, not a curated record. The transcript is spliced from 5 exons. NCBI's taxonomy places the organism in Eukaryota, Metazoa, Chordata, Mammalia, Carnivora, Mustelidae. The coding region runs from base 10 to 771 and encodes 253 amino acids.